CCCCGUGCGUGAAAGACGUGUUUCUUUUAUCCGUCUCGUUAUCAGGUUACAAGCUAAUGAGUUUUCUAUCAGAUGGGUGCUAAACGUGAGAACACCUUGGUAGUAGACUUUAGGGUGCUGCCGAAGCGACCAGAUGCAUCUGCCGUACAGAAAUUCAUGUACGGUGAGUUGAAACUGGACAUAGCGGAUGCCUUAAACAUCCAGUUUCACAAUGUUAGAAACUGUGUCUACGUCGAGAUGGUAGAUGCAGCCACAGCCAAGCGCUACUUUGCAUCACACCAUCUACAACACACUAUGCAGUGCGAGGAAAAAGCUUACAAAAUUCCCGUGUUCGUGGAAGACGAAGCCGUUAACGUGAGAAUCCAUGAUCUCCCUCCGAAAACACCUAACACGGUGAUUAUAGAAAGUAUGCGACCAUACGGUACUAUUCUUUCCAUCAGCAGAGAAAUGUGGAAGAAUUAUUUUCCCGGCAUCUACAAUGGAGUACGUGUAGUACGGAUGAAACUCAAACAACUCAUUCCUUCCUAUCUGACGAUCGAUGGUGAGACAACAUUGAUUACAUAUCGCAAUCAAGCAAAAACCUGUAGGUUCUGUGGACAAAAGGCUCAUCCCCGACAAAAGUGUAAUAGCUCUACAUCACGCAUUACUGUCAAUGACCCUACAGACGCAGGAAAGGUCACAAACGAUGAAAACAGCGAACAAACAUUACUCGAUACCAAUCAAACCCAAUCUACAAUAGGCGAAACCAGCAAAAACACCCAGCACCAACACUCCGAUGGAAACAAUAGCACACAAGAAUCGACGGAUAGUGAAUCGGAUGAAUUUCUAACCGUCACCAACAAACGAAGGCUGUCAACGAAACAAAAACACAACAAUGCGAAACGAUAUGUUACGAACCAGGGUUGCCAGAAUGAUGAAUCAGCAGGAAAUGAAAAUUCGAUGAAAGAAAAAGAAGACGAAUUGUCAGUUCCGGACUCACCAGUCAAGACGAGGAGCAAAAAUAAGCAGCUAGGAAGAAAGUGA
Molecule: messenger RNA, 1023 nt
Organism: Ochlerotatus camptorhynchus
Lineage: Eukaryota; Metazoa; Arthropoda; Insecta; Diptera; Culicidae
Exons: 1
Coding region: 73-1023 (316 amino acids)
Source: RefSeq, a predicted model, not a curated record